CUGCCCACUCUUCUCGUAGUCAUCUGUCUGUGCCUGUGUGCGUCUUGGAGCUGGAAUUUUGUGAGUGGAAAGGCCACUGUUACUUUCACAGUUGGCGUCAAGUCGAAUGAGAGUGACCCUCUGACAUUCUACUGUGUCGGUCAGACAGCGCGCAUCGGAAAAGGGCCGAACCGUUACCGAACGAACGCAGUCAAAAGGAAUAGGUAUUGGGGAUUUUAGACGGGGUAGUAGUGAGUGUAUGAGAUAUUAUUGAAUCUUUUAAGUUUAUUAUUCCACUUUUGAUAUACAAUUAUCAGUUAUCGAUUGAUAGGCUAACUGUUGGGGCACUUUAGGCGUCUGGAUUUUCGGAAUCAACAAUUGUUUUCUGCGUUUGGAUUAUUAUUAUUUUUAUUUUCCUGGGAAAUGGCAAGUUCUUAUUCUGCGAGAGAAACACGACUUUCCGAGGAAAGAGGAAACAGCAGCUGAAUAGGCUACUAAAGGAUGCUGGCAACCUGAAGCUGUCAGACACAUUUAUCCUACAUUUCUGAGACAUUUGUUGUUUUGCUUUGAGGACUAUAAAACCGUGGAAAUAUCAAAGUUUAUUUUUUAUCUUUUUCUUUUUUUUUUACAGAUUUGUGUAUUUUACAGUCCAAUGAUGUAUUGUGGAUUUAUACUGUUAUUUUCAACCCAACUCAUUGUUGUGGCUUCAUUGAUUCAAAGCGUUGCAGAUAAAUGUGGAGAUAACAUUGAGAUAACCAAUGCAGAUUAUCUCACCUCGACUGGCUAUCCGAACUCAUACCCUCCAUCACAGCAAUGUAUGUGGGUGAUAUCAGCCCCAGAACCGGGCCAGAAGAUACUCAUCAACUUUAACCCACAUUUUGAUCUGGAGGACCGAGAAUGCAAGUAUGACUAUGUGGAGGUGUUUAACGGUGGGGACGAGAAGGCUCCAACCCUGGGGAAGUUCUGUGGGAAGAUCGCCCCCUCCCCUAUCAUCUCAAGCGGCAGCCAGCUUCUCAUCAAGUUUGUGUCCGACUACGAAACCCACGGGGCUGGAUUCUCCGUACGUUACGAGGUCUUCAAGACAGGGCCUGAGUGCUCCAGAAACUUCACCUCAUCCAAGGGCGUAAUAAAGACGCCAGGCUUCCCAGACAAGUACCCCAACAACCUGGACUGCACCUUCAUGGUCAUCGCCCCCAAGAUGUCCGAGAUCGUGGUGGACUUCGACGCGUUCGACAUGGAGCCUGACACCGCCCCUCCACCCGGGGCACUGUGUCGCUACGACUGGCUGGAGAUCUGGGACGGGUUCCCUGCAGUGGGUCCCCACAUCGGGCGGUACUGUGGUAACAGCAGUCCUGGACGGGUCAUCUCCUACACUGGGAUCCUGUCUAUGACCAUCAACACUGACAACGCCAUCGCCAGAGAGGGCUUCUCAGCCAAUUACACUGUCAGAGAGAAGAGCCUGCCACAGGGACAGACACCAGAGGACUUUAAGUGUGUGGAGGGCCUGGGGAUGGAGUCAGGGGCGAUCACCUCGGAUCAGAUCACUGCCUCCUCUCAGUACAACUCUAACUGGUCUCCUGAGCGCUCCAGACUCAACUACAAAGAGAAUGGCUGGACCCCCUCUGAAGACUCCAGCAGAGAGUGGAUUCAGGUGGACCUAGGAUUUCUCCGCUUUGUCUCAGCCGUGGGAACACAGGGUGCCAUCUCCAAGGAAACCAAGAAGGAGUACUUUGUCCGCUCCUACAAAGUGGAUGUGAGCUCCAAUGGAGAGGACUGGGUCACAAUAAAGGAGGGAUCAAAGCAGAAGAUUUUCCAGGGGAACCACAACCCUACAGAUGUGGCCAGGUCGUUCCUGCCCAAGCAGACUCUGGCGCGCUACGUCCGCAUCAGACCCAUGUCCUGGGAGAUAGGCAUAUGCAUGCGCUUCGAGGUUUACGGCUGCAAGACCUCAGACUACCCCUGUUCAGGCAUGCUGGGGAUGGUCUCCGGACAGAUCUCAGACGCCCAGGUCACUGCGUCGUCGCACGCGGAGCGUGGCUGGGUACCGGAGAACGCCAGGUUGCUAACAGGGAGGUCGGGAUGGACCCAGCAACAGACCAGACAGCCCUUCAGGAACGAGUGGCUGCAGGUGGACCUGGGCCAGGACAAGCUGGUCAGCGGCCUGGUUAUCCAGGGAGGACACCACAGAGACAAGAAUGUGUUCAUGAAGAGGUUCAAGGUGGGUUACAGCAGCAACGGCUCUGACUGGACCAUGGUGAAUGAAGACAACGAUGCCAAGCCUAAGAUCUUCAUUGGGAACCAGAACCAUGACACCCCAGAGCUGCGUACGCUGGGCCCUCUGCUUACUCGCUUCCUCAGGGUUUACCCAGAGAGAGCCACCCCCGAGGGCCUGGGCCUCAGACUGGAGCUGCUGGGCUGUGAGAUCCAGGAGCCCACAACUGUCCCGCCGACCACGCCUGUAGCGAUCACGUUUGCUGUGACUACGUUCGCUGCCACCACGACCGCGUCUGUGACCAAGCCCGCGCCGACGUCAGAAGAGUGUGACGACGAGCAGGCCAGCUGUCACAGUGGAACAGGAACAGGAGCAGGAGGGGAGGACUACGACCCAACAGGUGACACCACAGUGGCAGACCCUAUCAUAGAGGGAGACCGCAUACCAGAGUACCUGUGGUUCGCGUGUGACUUUGGCUGGGCGGACAACCCAUCGUUCUGCGGCUGGACACUGGAGACGGAUGCUGGUGCUGGGUGGAUGAUACAUACCAGUGGGACCCCUACAGUCCACAGAGGACCCAACCUAGAUCACACAGGAGGUCCAGGAAAUUUCAUCUACAUGCUGCUGGCUACUGAGACCGAAAGGAAGGAGGAAGAGUCAGAGGAGGAGAGGAUGGAGGAGAGGGUGGCACGCCUAGCCAGCCUGCCCGUCACCGCCCCUGACGCAGACCUGUGUGUGUCCUUCUGGUACCACAUGUUCGGGGAGCACGCCGGCACCCUGCACAUCAAACAGAACAAGGAGACAGAGGAGGGACGGACUGAGGCACUGCUCUGGACUGUCAGUGGACACCAGGGCAGCCUAUGGAGGGAGGGACGAGUGCUGGUGCCCCACUCUAACAAACCCUAUAAGGUGGUGAUUGAGGGAGUGGGAGACAGGAGCACAGGACAUAUCGCGCUGGACAAUAUCAAGAUCCUGGAUGGACUCACAACAGAGGAGUGUAAGGAUCCAGAUAUACGCGAGGCUCCUACGUCCCAGCCAACAGAGAUCUGCAUAUACCCAAUAGACCCGUACUACCCAGCGGUAGUGGAGAACAGUGAGCUGGGUGGCCCAGGCAACAUGCUGAAAACCCUGGACCCCAUCCUCAUCACCAUCAUCGCUAUGAGCGCUCUGGGGGUCUUGCUGGGGGCUAUCUGUGGUGUCGUCCUCUACUGUGCCUGCUCACACGGCCACAUGUCCGACAGCAGGAACUUGUCGGCUCUGGAGAACUAUAACUUUGAGCUGGUGGACGGAGUCAAGCUAAAGAAGGACAGCAAGCUGAAUGCACAGAACAGCUACUCAGAGGCGUAAGCUAAAGGCGUGAGCUUCCUCUGAGGGAAGGAAGCACAAGCAGCCUCAUAGCUGGAGGAACUAGACCACCGGACGGAGGGUUGGGACCCUAAUGGCACCGUAUUCCAUAUAAUACUGUACUAUGUAGGGGAUAGGGUGCCCUGUAGUGCACUAUGUAGGGGAUAGGGUGCCAUUUUGGACGCAGUCAGCCGUAGAGAUGAUAGGAGGUUGUGACCGAGUCGUGAUAUUCUCAGGGGCUGCAGUGAAAGGAAUUUACCAGUAGGGGGCACUGUGUAUAAAGAAAAUGUGUACAGCAAAAAGGAUUAUUUAGUUUUUUGGAUGUUUUGUGACGUGCUUUGUUUUUAUGUAAUCAGAUGCUGGUGUUGAGACCAAUUAAUAUGAAAGUAUUUAUCAUGUUUUUGUUAUUUUUCUUCUGAAAAUAUAUGAUUUUUCAUUUUUCUCUGAAGUCAAUACUGUUUCACAGAAAGAAAGAGCAUAAAAACUUUGAUUCACUAUCCUGGCGUGCUGCUGGCUAUUCAGCUGGCCAUGUUAUGUUUCUGUUGUAUGUCGGCAUCGAUGUGUGUGUGUGUGUGUGUGUGUGUGUGUGUGUGUGUGUGUGUGCGUGUGCGUGUGCGCGUGUGCGUGUGUGUGUGUGUGUCCAGAGGGGUGCUUGCCCUGGCCCUAGACCUGUGUCUAGUUCCGACAGUGCCUUUUGAAAGUUUGUGUUGCCUUUCUCUACUGAUUCUGUUCAUAGCAGUACAUAGGCAUCCACUGGUAGAGUCUGAUUCUGUUCUGAUCACAGCAGUACAUAGGCAUCCACUGGUAGAGUCUGAUUCUGUUCUGAUCACAGCAGUACAUAGGCAUCCACUGAUAGAGUCUGAUUCGGUUCUGAUCACAGCAGUACAUAGGCAUCCACUGGUAGAGUCUGAUGCUGUUCUGAUCAGAGCAGUACAUAGGCAUCCACUGGUAGAGUCUGAUGCUGUUCUGAUCAGAGCAGUACAUAGGCAUCCACUGGUAGAGUCUGAUGCUGUUCUGAUCAGAGCAGUACAUAGGCAUCCACUGGUAGAGUCUGAUGCUGUUCUGUUCAUAGCAGUACAUAGGCAUCCACUGGUAGUCUGAUUCGGUUCUGAUCAGAGCAGUACAUAGGCAUCCACUGAUAGAGUCUGAUUCGGUUCUGAUCACAGCAGUACAUAGGCAUACACUGAUAGAGUCUGAUUCGGUUCUGAUCACAGCAGUACAUAGGCAUCCACUGGUAGAGUCUGAUUCUGUUCUGAUCAGAGCGGUACAUAGGCAUCCACUGGUAGAGUCUGAUUCUGUUCUGAUCACAGCAGUACAUAGGCAUCCACUGGUAGAGUCUGAUUCGGUUCUGAUCACAGCAGUACAUAGGCAUCCACUGGUAGAGUCUGAUUCUGUUCUGAUCACAGCAGUACAUAGGCAUCCACUGGUAGAGUCUGAUUCUGUUCUGAUCAGAGCAGUACAUAGGCAUCCACUGGUAGAGUCUGAUUCUGUUCUGAUCAGAGCAGUACAUAGGCAUCCACUGAUAGAGUCUGAUUCGGUUCUGAUCACAGCAGUACAUAGGCAUCCACUGGUAGAGUCUGAUUCUGUUCUGAUCACAGCAGUACAUAGGCAUCCACUGGUAGAGUCUGAUUCUGUUCUGAUCAGAGCAGUACAUAGGCAUCCACUGGUAGAGUCUGAUUCUGUUCUGAUCAGAGCAGUACAUAGGCAUCCACUGGUAGAGUCUGAUUCUGUUCUGAUCAGAGCAGUACAUAGGCAUCCACUGAUAGAGUCUGAUUCUGUUCUGAUCAGAGCAGUACAUAGGCAUCCAUCGGUAGAGUCUGAUUCUGUUCUGAUCACAGCAGUACAUAGGCAUCCACUGGUAGAGUCUGAUUCUGUUCUGAUCAGAGCAGUACAUAGGCAUCCACUGGUAGAGUCUGAUUCUGUUCUGAUCACAGCAGUACAUAGGCAUCCACUGGUAGAGUCUGAUUCUGUUCUGAUCAGAGCAGUACAUAGGCAUCCACUGGUAGAGUCUGAUUCUGUUCUGAUCAGAGCAGUACAUAGGCAUCCACUGAUAGAGUCUGAUUCGGUUCUGAUCACAGCAGUACAUAGGCAUCCACUGGUAGAGUCUGAUUCUGUUCUGAUCACAGCAGUACAUAGGCAUCCACUGGUAGAGUCUGAUUCUGUUCUGAUCAGAGCAGUACAUAGGCAUCCACUGGUAGAGUCUGAUUCUGUUCUGAUCAGAGCAGUACAUAGGCAUCCACUGGUAGAGUCUGAUUCUGUUCUGAUCACAGCAGUACAUAGGCAUCCACUGAUAGAGUCUGAUUCUGUUCUGAUCAGAGCAGUACAUAGGCAUCCAUCGGUAGAGUCUGAUUCUGUUCUGAUCACAGCAGUACAUAGGCAUCCACUGGUAGAGUCUGAUUCUGUUCUGAUCAGAGCAGUACAUAGGCAUCCACUGGUAGAGUCUGAUUCUGUAAUGAUCAGAGCAGUACAUAGGCAUCCACUGAUAGAGUCUGAUUCUGUUCUGAUCACAGCAGUACAUAGGCAUCCACUGGUAGAGUCUGAUUCUGUUCUGAUCAGAGCAGUACAUAGGCAUCCACUGGUAGAGUCUGAUUCUGUUCUGUACAUAAUUAUGUAUCAGCAUCGGCUGGUAGAGUCUGAUUCUAUUCCGAUCAUAUGAGUGAGUAGGCAUCAGCUGGUUAGAGUCUGAUUCUGUUCUGAUCAUAGCAGUAAGUAGGCAUCCACUGUUAGAGUCUGAUUCUGUUCUGAUCAUCAUAGCAGUACAUAGGCAUCGGCUGGUGGAGUCAGAUUGGCAGGACUUCAUGCCAUCCCCAUAGUACAUGACACAUCCAACUUAUUGUACAUAGGUUUUAAUAUAUUUGAGCGGCCUUUUAUAUAAAAAAAAAUACAAACUGCUGCAGUAUCCUUUCUUUGUGCUCUCUGUAUCAUAGGUGAUGUUGUCUGGAUGUCCUCAUGUAUUUAAUGGGUAUUUUGUGUUGUUAUGUUCCAUUGGUGCUCUCACAAUGCUGCCUGGGAAAAGAGUGUGUUAUUAUGGCCAAUGGUUAUAUUCGCUGCAAAGGCCUAACAAGAAGAGAGUGAAGAGCCCAUCGGCUGUGUCUGAAAUGACACCCUAUUCCCUAGAGUGCACGACGUGCCCUGAUCAAUAGUCGUGCACUAUAUAGGGAAUAGUGUGGCAUUUGGGACGCAACCAGACAACAGACUGGAGGGGGUGAAGCAUCUCUAGGAGAGAAAAAAAUGCUGCUAUGACAAUACUUGGGCCAGUUUCCCAGACACAGAUUAAGAAUCUCGUUGAGAAUGCUUUUUAGUCCAGGACAAGGCUUAAUCUGGGUUCUGGGGAACUGGCCCUACAUGUCUAUGGUGGAAUGAUGGACCUUGCUAGAAUGAAAGAUACUCUUCUGCCAUGCUGUUUUCAUGUACUGUAGCUUACAUCCUAUGUGCUCUCCUUUUGUCUGUAUUGAACACUAACGUAAAGUGUUCAUGCAAAACAAAGUACUAUAUAAAACGGCAAAAACAUGGAUCCAAGGUUCAAUGAAUGGAUGUGAUGUAGCUAUACCGUUUAUUCCUUCUGCCGGGGUCUAUUUGAGCUUCUAUGUUUCGCCUCUGUCAUGUUUCCUUCAUUCAGGGAACCUAGUUAGACAGAUGCUUCAUGGUUCUGCUUUGAGCUCUUAAUGGUAUUCCAUAUUCCACAGGAUUAGAAUCACUCAAAUUAGAAUGAGUCAUUCCUGUUUCUAUGGGUUCACCUCUCAAAAAUGUAAGGGCCUCAUGUUUUGGUGUGGUCCUCUUCAAUAGGAAAGGAUGCUGCAGCACUAGAUGUGAAAACAAUGUUGCACUGAUAUAUUUAAAAGAACUUUGUGUUGUUUAUGAUAUUGUUUUGUGAAAAAAAAAAUAGAGAGAGAGAGAAAGCGAGAGAAGGCUAAGACAGUGUUACAGAUAACUAUUUUAUAUGGUUUCAGAUGACAUGAUAUAAUUCUGAAAUGUACAAUUAUGGAGAUGUUUUUCAUUAUUGAAAAAGCUAUACACGUCUCUUUACUUACGUAAUGUUUAUAUUUAGUUGGUAUGUUAUAUCACCUUGUGUUUUUGUACUGUCACAAAUGUCUGUGCCAUUUUUUUCUACAAAAUGUUUUUUUUUUCUUCAAUACUGCUAAAUGUAAUUUGCCAUCCCAGAUAUAAAAAAAAAGAAAGAAAAAAUGAUUAAGCAGUUAAGGCCUUAUUGACUGAGGUAAUUAUGUUUCUAUACUUGGACCCAAAUGUCCGAAUUCCCUAUACUGUGCAAUACCUUUGUCCUGGGCCCAUAGGGCUCUGGUCAAAUGUAGUGCACUAUGUAGAGAAUAGGGUGCUAUUUGACUCCCUGGUCAGCUUCAAGACCUACGUAGUUUCUGACUGAUCAAUGACUACUACAUUCCAAAGAAUUGGAUCAAAUAAAUGUUUGAAUAAGA
Oncorhynchus keta (chum salmon) is the source of this 7968-nucleotide messenger RNA. Its product is annotated as neuropilin-1a. Gene Ontology annotation, cellular component: membrane. Gene Ontology annotation, molecular function: semaphorin receptor activity; vascular endothelial growth factor receptor activity. Lineage: Eukaryota; Metazoa; Chordata; Actinopteri; Salmoniformes; Salmonidae. The transcript has 18 exons. The record is from RefSeq and is a predicted model, not a curated record. Gene Ontology annotation, biological process: angiogenesis; axon guidance; vascular endothelial growth factor signaling pathway. Bases 632 to 3538 code for a protein of 968 amino acids.